Messenger RNA from Drosophila montana, 1877 nucleotides. RefSeq names its product beag (gene beag). Gene Ontology annotation, biological process: mRNA splicing, via spliceosome. Bases 84 to 1733 code for a protein of 549 amino acids. Gene Ontology annotation, cellular component: nucleus. The record is from RefSeq and is a predicted model, not a curated record. Lineage: Eukaryota; Metazoa; Arthropoda; Insecta; Diptera; Drosophilidae. The transcript is spliced from 2 exons.
CAAAUAGUAGGAAGAAGAACAAACUAUACAUAAAUAUAAUUUAUUUUGCAAGACCAACAAAUCAGAAUUUAUCGUUUAUUGACAUGUCGGAAACCCAUUUGGAAGCACCGCCCUCGGUGCGCCUGACCAACGAUGAUUUUCGCAAGCUGCUGGCCACGCCGCGUGGGCCGCCACCUGGCUCGACGACCAGCAGUGCGGGCAGCGGAUACCUGGCCACAGCCCAGUUUGCAACGCCCGCCGCGGUUGGUGAGAAAAAGAAAAGCCAAAGCAGCAGCGAACGAAACGAUCUGCGACGCAAGAAGAAAAACUUCUAUGCAGCCCUCAAGAAGCAGGAGGAUGUCAAGUUGCAGGAGCUCUCGGAAAAGUACAGGGAUCGAGCGCGAGAGCGUCGCGACGGCGCCAAUCCGGACUACCAAAACGCCAGCACGCCCGGUCAUGGCAGCAGCACAAAUGCCUAUCGCGCCGUAGCGCCUGAUAUGAAAUCCGGCGUCGAUGCGGCGGAGCGCAGGCGUCGCAUUAUCCAGGAGUCUAAGUUCUUGGGUGGUGACAUGAAGCACACUCAUUUGGUGAAAGGUCUCGAUUAUGCUCUGCUCCAAAAGGUACGCUCCGAGCUGCAUUCCAAGGAGGCGGAGGAGGAAGAGCUGGCCGCCGCAUUGGCGCGCGAGAAGCUAGCCGAAGCGGCGGCCGCUGCCGAGCAGCUGGAGGCGGAGCGUCGCGAGGCGGAGGACAUAAAUGCGAUAAAUGGGUCCAUGGCACGCAAUAUAUAUAAUCUUACACAGGCACGCCGAUCCAAAGAGGUGCCGCGCAAUGAGCUGUUCGCGCCCGGUCGCAUGGCCUAUGUAAUCGACAUGGAGGAUGAGAUGGACAUGGACAUACCAACAACAUUGAAGCGCUCUAAAUAUGAGGUGCCUGUGGCACGCGAGGACAUUGCCACGCUGACUACCAAUGAUAUUGUUAUUAAUAAACUAUCGCAGAUCUUGAGUUACCUACGCGCCGGUGGGCGCAAUAAGAAGAACAAGAAACGCGACAAGGAUAAGCCCUUGUUCUAUGAGAAGGAAGUGGAGCAUGUGCGCGGCCAACCGCAUGGCAGCAGCAGCGCUGGCAGCGGCGCCAAUCCAAGCAGCAGCAGCGGCAGCAAAUCCUCGAAAGCUCUAGGCGACAGCAUCUAUGAUGAUGUGGGCGACUAUCAGCCCACGACCACGCGCAAUGAGCGUCAUCAGCCAAAACCUGCGGCGGCGGCGGCGACGGCCCAAUCGUACUUUGGUGAUGCCCCCGCCGAGCCGGAGCCAGUGAUAACAAAUAUACCGCCGCCCCCAAAGAUAUCCAAGGCGAUGGCUUCGCGUUUCGCCAACGAACCGGAGGGCUAUGCCGAAUGCUAUCCGGGGCUGGAGGAGAUGAACGAUGCCAUUGACGAUUCGGAUGAUGAGGUGGACUACACCAAAAUGGAUUUGGGCAACAAGAAAGGCCCGAUUGGUCGCUGGGACUUUGACACGCAGGAGGAGUACUCGGACUAUAUGAGCACCAAGGAAGCGCUCCCAAAAGCCGCCUUUCAGUACGGCGUCAAGAUGCAGGAUGGCCGCAAGACGCGCAAAAACAAAACGGAAAAGAACGAAAAGGCCGAACUCGAUCGCGAGUGGCAAAAGAUUCAGGGUAUCAUACAGAAACGCAAACUUCCCAAGGAUGGUGGCGGUGGCGGCGGCGAUGAGCCUGACUACAAAUCAGCUAAAUAUUAAUAUUCGAAACGGGGGACGUUUAGAAUUUGGAUUCAAAAUGCACAUUACUUUAAGGAUUCAUAUAACUCUGGACAAUUCUGGUCACAUAUUCGGAAUUGCGACUGUGGAAUUAUUGCAAGUAAUAAAUUUGAAAAUAUUUUAAAA